Messenger RNA from Gavia stellata (red-throated loon), 1351 nucleotides. It is a transcript of the gene VPS26C, whose product is annotated as VPS26 endosomal protein sorting factor C. The record is from RefSeq and is a predicted model, not a curated record. NCBI's taxonomy places the organism in Eukaryota, Metazoa, Chordata, Aves, Gaviiformes, Gaviidae. The transcript has 8 exons. Gene Ontology annotation, biological process: intracellular protein transport. Gene Ontology annotation, cellular component: endosome. The coding region runs from base 38 to 931 and encodes 297 amino acids.
UGCGGGCCGCGUCACGUGACAGCGCGCGGCAGCCGCGAUGGGCACGGCGCUGGACAUCAAGAUCAAGCGGGCCAACAAGGUCUACCGCUGCGGGGAAGUUCUUUCUGGAGUCGUGGUCAUAACAAGUAAGGACACAGUCCAGCACCAAGGUAUCUCAUUAACAAUGGAAGGAUCAGUAAAUCUGCAGCUUAGUGCCAAAAGUGUGGGUGUGUUCGAAGCUUUUUAUAACUCUGUCAAGCCUAUUCAAAUUAUUAACAGCACUAUUGAAAUGGUAAAACCAGGGAAACUUCCCAGUGGCAAGACAGAAAUUCCAUUUGAAUUUCCAUUGCAUAUGAAGGGGAACAAAGUUCUGUAUGAGACAUAUCACGGUGUCUUUGUUAAUAUUCAGUAUACCCUACGGUGUGAUAUGCGUCGUUCUCUGCUGGCAAAAGACCUAACUAAGACUUGUGAAUUCAUUGUCCACUCACUGUCACAGAAAGGGAAACUGAUGCCAAGCCCAGUAGACUUCACAAUUACUCCUGAAACUUUGCAAAAUGUUAAAGAGAGAGCUUCGCUUCCAAAAUUUCUCAUCAGAGGUCAUCUCAGUUCUACAAACUGUAUCAUUACACAGCCACUAACAGGGGAGCUGGUAGUGGAGAAUGCAGAAGCUGCAGUCAAAAGUAUUGAGCUGCAGUUAGUACGUGUGGAAACCUGUGGGUGCGCGGAAGGUUACGCCAGAGAUGCCACAGAGAUACAGAAUAUUCAGAUUGCUGAUGGGGACGUCUGCAGGGGCCUACCCAUUCCUAUAUACAUGGUCUUUCCCAGGUUGUUCACCUGCCCUACCCUGGAAACAACAAACUUCAAAGUUGAGUUUGAAGUUAACAUCGUUGUCCUUCUGCAUGAUGAUCAUCUCAUCACAGAGAACUUCCCACUGAAGCUCUGCAGGAUGUAAAUACUCAGAGGAGAAUCACUUAAGGAUUUACUGGAAAAGGACAAAAUUCUUCAGAGGCAAAGUGAAAUUUUAUCUGUGUCUUAUUUUAACUGAAAACACAGUACUACUUCUUGUUCUUCCUGAUGGUAGUUCUUGUGCUUUCAGUGCUCUCUAAAUCUUGCUACCACUUUGCCUGCCUUGCAACAGCCAACAUGGAUGUAUCUAUCCAGGCAGCCUUGUCAGCUGUCUUUCUGACUUCAACAACCAUGUUUUCCCCAUUUUUUUUCUCAGAUGAAUCCUGAAGGAAUGAUUCUGUGUGUUUCUACAACUUGUAGAAAUAUGUAGUAAGUUUCCCUCCUUACUUCAUUUUGUAAUACUGGUUCCAAAGUCCUUUAAAGACUCUUAAACCUAGUAAGUCCUGUUAUACAUAUGGUAUGUAGA